GCCGCUGUUAGCCGCUGUUAGCCGUUAGCUUCAGAGUAAGACGUAACGUCAACGGUUGACUAUAGUUUCUAUAAAAACAUGUCGUCAGGAGACCGGAGAGAUCCGUUUCUCUACAACCUGCCGCCGCCCGUCCACUGGGAGUUCUGCCGGAUAAUGGACGGACUGUCAGACCUGGACUGGACCCGCUUUGCCUCGGAGGUCCUCGGGGACCAGGUCGCCGUGCGAUUGGCUGAGAGGAAGGAGAGGCGGACCGAUUGGGUGAUGAACCAAUGGGGACACCGGAACGGCCGCGUCGGGGAGCUGAUCGACCUGUUGGAGUGUCUGCAGCUGCUCCGCCCCCGUGAUGUCAUCCUGGGCUGUGAGUUCACUUUGCUGACCUCCUGCAGCAGCUGCUCUGAUGUUGUGUCUCUAGGGGGCGCCGCAGAGCCGGCCGGCUGCAUGGAGGUGCUGGAUCUGGCCCACAGGUGUCUGGACCGGAACCGGAAGAAGAGACCAGCCAUGACCCAGGUGUGUGUGUCUUCUUCUUCCUCCUCUUCCUCUUCUUCUUCUUCUCUCGCCGGUCCGUGUGAAACCGACGAGAGUCGAGGAUUCUCCCAGUACGACCUUGGCUCCCCGUUCAGAUCCAACAGGACCAGCUCCGUGUCUCUGUCUCCGUCCACCAGAGACGGGUCUCCCCGUCCCACAGAGCCCCUGUCGAGCCAGCCUUCUGUCCCCACCGAGGACCAGUACAACUUCCCCCCGCAGCCCAGCGGUGACAGGUCCGGGUCGUGGACCGGGACCGGGUCGUGGGCCGGGGCCUCCCAGGCACCAGACACUGCAGGGCAGAGCACAGCCGGGAUCUAUGGCGUCCCAGAAUGCAUCUCUCCUGCGGGGCCCUUGCAGUCCGCAUCCCCGGAGCCCUCAGUCCACAUGAAUCCCUGUAAGCAGCGUUUCCUGCAGAAGAAGACCCUGUACGAGGAGGGGAGGAUCCAGACCCCCGAGCUGCUGUCGUCUGAUGACCUCUACGGAGGGAGGAGUUCGGACGGAGGGAGGAGUUCGGACGGAGGACCGGAGGAGAGCGACGAGCUGGACCACCUUCCCGCGAGAACACGACCGCCGCAGACCGCCCGCCGCCGCCCUGAACUGCUCCCGAGUCCGCCCCCCUCACACGGCCUGUGACGACGGUUUCCUCUCUCCCGCUCCAUCGAGAUGAGGCCCAGGUCUAAGGUCUAAGGUCUAAGGUCUAAGGUCUAACGUGGUACUAUCCUGGUCACGUGCACACGUGCACGUGAACUUCAACUGGCUCAAGCAGUGACUUCUCACAAGCAGCGUCGUUUAGGAGAUUACUCAAAUUAAAUCUCUUUUUUUCUAGUGCCUGUAAUAAUCAGGUGAUGUCUGCACAAACAUCCCACUGAUGAGAUUUGGGAAGAAAAAUAAUAAUAAUAAUAAUAAUUUUUAUAAUUUAUUAUUAUUAAUCCCACAAGGGGGAAAUUACUUGUAAUUUGUAAUAUUUGUUGUCAUUACACACAGGCCUGAACUACACACACAUACACCUAUACACAUGCACU
Messenger RNA from Etheostoma cragini (Arkansas darter), 1547 nucleotides. RefSeq names its product interleukin-1 receptor-associated kinase 1-like. The transcript has 6 exons. The coding region runs from base 79 to 1158 and encodes 359 amino acids. NCBI's taxonomy places the organism in Eukaryota, Metazoa, Chordata, Actinopteri, Perciformes, Percidae. The record is from RefSeq and is a predicted model, not a curated record.